AUGUGCGAGACUUGCCAUCAAUGGCAAUACAAAGCAAAUGAUUCUUGCUAUGAUUGUCCUCCUCUCUGUGCUCAAUGUGAUAGUAAAAAUAAAUGCAAAUCGUGCAUUAACAAUGCAGUAUUAAAUUCUGGAAGCUGUGCUUGCUCUCCUGGAUACAUAGGAAUAACUGAAUGCACAUUUAUCCCCUUUAAUGUCAGUCUUGUUGUUAACAAAAAUAAUACUUUAGUCCUAGCCUUCAGUGACAUGCUAAAGAAAGGUUUAAAUCAUGACCAAAUUAUGAUGCAAAUUCAUAAUAAUAAAAUUCUAUCAUGAUCAAUUUCUCAAAUUUCAAGCAAAGAGUAUUUAAUAUCAUGUAAUUUUGAUGGAGGGAUUUUCAAGGGCACUACUAUUAUAGUACACUUUAUAAAUUCUACAAGCAUUGUAUCGGUUUCUGGAGGUGUAAUCCACGAAGAUUAUUUAUCAGGCUCUUUAUAUGAAUCUUUGACUUCUGAAGAGCAAGAAGUGGCUCAAAUUCAAAAUCAAGUUUCUUCUGGAGUAAAAAUUUUGGUUGGAUCAAGUGUAGUUUUAGCAAUGCUCAAUCCAAACCCUUCAGCUCUAUGAACUAUGCUGAACACUAUUCAAUUUAUUUCCUACAUACCUUAUGCCAGAUACCCUUUAACAGACAAAAUUUCUGCAUUUUUUAAGUCAAUGAGCGAUUUCAAUUUAGUUCCAAAUUUAUUUUUAUUAUUUAUUGAUACCAAUCAAAGUAACCCACCUUAUUAUCAAGCCAGAAAAUAUGGAUAUGAUAGCUUAUUGAUACUUUUAAAUGUGUAA
Molecule: messenger RNA, 813 nt
Organism: Blepharisma stoltei
Lineage: Eukaryota; Ciliophora; Heterotrichea; Heterotrichida; Blepharismidae
Source: the annotation of a GenBank genome assembly